AGUGGUUUUAGCUUUAAGAAUGCGAUCCAGUGAAUGUGCGACUACUCUACUCUCCCUGUGCCUCUGCGUCUUCUCCUUUCUCACUCUAUUCACAUUUUUCACCUUUCAUUCCCUCUCUGACUCUGUUCCCAGCAUUUCCAGAUUCCGGUGACCUCGCCGCCGUCUCUCCGAAACAUCCGCCAGAUCUCUGCCACUUAGAUCCCCAAUAUUCCCCUCCCCAUACUUAGCUACUACAAAAUUUUGGUUACUCUCUCCCGUGAUCGCUUAAAGACUGAGGCUUUUCCUCGAAUCUCUUCUGAUGCUUCGAAAAAGAUAGUUCUUUCUUUCACUUCUAUUUCUGGAGAGAAUCUAUAGUCUUAGUGCUCCAAUCACAUUUCUAGAGUUUCUGGGCCAUUUCAGAGACUGUCGGUCAGAUUUAAAAAUCCCAGAAUCUGAAGAAUUCAUUAACAUUACCGAAAAGGUGUCAUCUUUCGUUGAAUUCUCGACCCAAUUCUGGAAAUUUUCGGAUCCUACAUUAUACCCAAAGACGCAAUCUUGCUCUGAAACGUGAGGGAAAAUGAUAUGUUCCGAGUAGCGGGGAAAAGGAGUGAACUUUGGGGAUCAGGGAAAAUGGUGUUGAAGAAAGCGGCGGCGGCUUUCAGGGAGAGCCGGGUGGAGAAGCUGAGAAGCUCUGUAAUUUUUUCACGGUCAAGAAUGAAGCUGUGGAUGAUAAGGGCAACGACGUCGGUUUUGCUGUGGACUUGCUUCAUUCAAUUGACUACCUUUGGGGAGACUUGGGGGCCGAGGGUUUUGAAGGGCUGGCCUUCUUGCUUAUCCCAGGAUUCCAUUUCAGCAAUGCAUCUUAAUGCUGCCCGAGAUGUCCCAGCCACUGUUCUUCCACCUAAGAGGAUUUAUAAAAACAAUGGUUACCUAAUGGUUUCUUGUAAUGGAGGACUUAAUCAAAUGCGGGCAGCAAUUUGUGAUAUGGUUGCGAUUGCAAGAUAUCUGAAUGUUACUCUUAUAGUUCCUGAGCUUGAUAGGACCUCUUUCUGGGCUGAUCCGAGCGAGUUCCAUGACAUAUUUGAUGUUGAUCGUUUUAUCACGUCCUUGAGAGAUGAAGUUCGGAUAUUGAAAGAGCUACCUCCGAGGCUCAAGAGGAGAGUGGAGCUGGGAAUGUUUUAUUCCAUGGCGCCUAUUAGCUGGUCCGACAUUUCUUAUUAUGAGAAUCAGAUUCUUCCUCUCGUACGGAAAUACAAAGUUGUCCACUUGAACAGAACUGAUUCCCGUCUAGCCAAUAACGGUCAGCCCUUGGAGAUUCAGAAGCUGCGUUGUCGAGUGAAUUUUAGCGCCCUGAAAUUCACGCCUCAGAUAGAAGAGUUGGGUAGAAAGGUUAUCGGACUUCUCAGACAAAAGGGUCAUUUCAUCGUUCUGCAUCUCAGAUAUGAAAUGGACAUGUUGGCGUUCUCGGGCUGUACCCAGGGGUGCAACAACGACGAGGUAGAAGAGUUGACAAGAAUGAGAUAUGCUUAUCCAUGGUGGAAGGAGAAGAUCAUAAAUUCGGAUUUGAAAAGGAAAGACGGUCUAUGCCCCUUGACUCCCGAGGAAACCGCCCUUGCACUAAGGGCGUUAGACGUUGAUCCGAGUAUCCAAAUUUACAUUGCUGCCGGAGAGAUAUAUGGAGGAGAGCGAAGAAUGGCUAGUCUAGCAGCAUCUUAUCCAAACCUGGUUAGAAAGGAGACACUAUUGGAUCCUUCCGAUCUUAGGUUCUUUCAAAACCACUCAUCCCAGAUGGCUGCAUUAGACUAUCUUGUUUCACUUGAGAGUGAUAUAUUCGUACCUACAUACGAUGGAAACAUGGCAAAAGUUGUCGAGGGUCAUCGCAGAUAUCUCGAAUACAAGAAGACGAUCCUUUUGGACAGAAGGCUUCUGGUGGAUCUGAUAGACCAGUAUAUCGGUGAAUCAUUAACGUGGGAUGAGUUCUCUAACGCUGUUAAGGCAGCUCACGCUGAUCACAUGGGGAACCCCGCUAAAAGGUUGGUCAUUCCGGACCGACCCAAGGAAGAGGAUUACUUCUACUCCAACCCUUGGGAGUGUUUACAGCCAUCAAACGAGGAUGGAGCGUUAAGUAGUAGCAGUAGUAUCUAAAUCACGGGGGCAGUAGCAUACACGUUUAUAUAAAUUUAGUAAUCGAAAUUCAUGUAUAGAAGCCCUGCCAUUGAAGGGUUAUAUCAACUGCAGUGUACACAACAUAGAUUUUGUUUCAUUGGAAGCAAAGGUUGUCUGUUUGUCAGCU
Messenger RNA from Ipomoea nil (Japanese morning glory), 2272 nucleotides. RefSeq lists its product as uncharacterized. NCBI's taxonomy places the organism in Eukaryota, Viridiplantae, Streptophyta, Magnoliopsida, Solanales, Convolvulaceae. Bases 562 to 2124 code for a protein of 520 amino acids. The transcript is spliced from 8 exons. Gene Ontology annotation, cellular component: cytoplasm. The record is from RefSeq and is a predicted model, not a curated record.